Molecule: messenger RNA, 1140 nt
Organism: Morchella importuna
Lineage: Eukaryota; Fungi; Ascomycota; Pezizomycetes; Pezizales; Morchellaceae
Exons: 4
Coding region: 1-1140 (379 amino acids)
Molecular function (GO): protein binding
Source: RefSeq, a predicted model, not a curated record
AUGGCAAUGCCGCUUAGGCUUCUCUCUCUCCCCUCAGAGAUACUUGUCCUCAUCUUCGACUUCAUCCCGCACACCUGCUUCUCGGAGGACCCAUCCCUCCUCUGCGUCUCCAAAGCCUGGUACACCUACGCGCACGCAGCCUGGCUGCAGCACAUCCGCCUCACAUCCAAGAGCCUCCCCCGCUUCCCGCCCGACGACCCCGCCAUCUCCGACUUCAUCCAGGACCACACCACAUCACUGAAACUCAAGCUCUAUGGCGUGAUCGACUUCAACACGCCUAUCAAAGCGCGGCUCGAUGAGUUUUCAUCCGCAGUGGGACGGAUGAGGAAGCUGAGCAACUUUGCGUUCAUGGCGUGCUACUGCUCUGCCCCGUGGGAGAACUUACCCGCCGCUGGUGGUGGUGGUGGUGGUGCUGCAGUCGAGGGGGAGGACCGUGAAGAUGUGUUUCCGUUGUGCUAUCUAUGGGUCGAGUCGGUCUAUACGAUGCUGUUGGAGCUGCCCAAGACUUUGACGAGGUUGAAGCUGGAUACGAUUGGAUCGACUCUAUUGACUGGGCACAGCGGUCCAAGGGUUAGUAUCAAGCCGAAGCGGGGGUGGCAUAUCUGCGGGAUGUUCAAAGACAUGACUGCUCUUAGAUAUCUGAAAGUCAGGAUGGACUUGGUGUGCGGAGACGUCUUUGAAGGGCCGCAGAUAAAAAGGAUAAUCGUCAAUCUGAGGAGAAAAGACAAGGAUGGCAUCAAGAUGUUGAGGCUGUGUGGGGAAUGUGAGGAGUCGAAGGAGCUGGCCCAGGGAUCUGAGGAGGUGUUCAUUGAGCGUCUAUAUGGUUCGGGGAGAGAAGCAGUGCUAGCCGUGCCAGAGGGGACCAAGGAAUGUUUCAUCCUGGGGGAGCGGACUGAAGGGGAUCUGAAAUGCCAACCAAAUUUAGAUCGCCUGUUUUGUUACUUUGAUGUGGGGAUCGACUUCAGCUUUCAUCUUCUUGGAUGCCUCUACUUUCCACUCAGACUCGGCUUUCACCCAGUCAAAUUUCAUGUCCAUUCUAACACCAAUCCUGUUCGAGCGUAUUACAACUCUAACUUAACGGAGGGGUUACUUAACUUAAUUACCUAUAUACAAAUCAAUAUUUUCAACACACGUUUUUAG